AUGGCGCAACACUCCGUUGAAGCAUCCACCUCAUACCGCGUUGCUUCACAAGUUCCCGCUUUGUCACCGCGACCGAACUCCUUGAAAUGGACUGGCGGCUACUACAAUCGAAGCGCCCUCUGGCUCACAGAACCAGAUACCAUCAUCAUCAUCAAGUCGCUCGCAGUUAAACACCUUGCUUCCGAACUGCUAGACACUCUGAACCUCGACGGGCUUGAGGGUCAAAUCUUUGCUCAAGGUGGCUUCAACAAGGCCGGCUAUACUGUAUUCUGGAUAUUCUACGAGUCAUCUGCUCUGCGUGUCUCUGCCUCUCGUACCGCACUACAGGGUCGAGAGUGA
Molecule: messenger RNA, 339 nt
Organism: Letharia columbiana
Lineage: Eukaryota; Fungi; Ascomycota; Lecanoromycetes; Lecanorales; Parmeliaceae
Exons: 2
Coding region: 1-339 (112 amino acids)
Source: RefSeq, a predicted model, not a curated record